Messenger RNA from Orbilia oligospora ATCC 24927, 384 nucleotides. RefSeq lists its product as uncharacterized. The coding region runs from base 1 to 384 and encodes 127 amino acids. Lineage: Eukaryota; Fungi; Ascomycota; Orbiliomycetes; Orbiliales; Orbiliaceae. The record is from RefSeq and is a predicted model, not a curated record. The transcript has a single exon.
AUGGUACGCCGCGCACGCAGAGCCGAACCUCAGCAAAAUCCACCUCUCCCACGUGUGGUACAACGUCAUGAGAUACCUCAACUACCAGUCGCAUUCAUGGCAACAUACAUGUUAUCCAUGAUCGGUGGCGCAGCCGCAUAUUGGGCUUGUCAGCGUCUAACCCGCCCACCCGGAGAAACAACCGCAAUAGUGGUAAUCUGCAUGGCUUACAUCUGGGCGAAGUUUAUUUUGCAGGUUAUAUACAAGAACUACUUCUUGAGUGAAUGGACUACUAGAAUUUUUAUAUCUAGUGGGCUUGCGUGGCUUUUAUACCAUAUUUAUAGGAUUCAGAUGAUGGCUUAUGCUUUUGAUGACUGGAAGGCAGCUCAGGUGAAGAAAGAUUGA